AUGGCGCCACUCAUCGUCAACAACAUCGAAGUCAUCCAAACCCCUACCAACCCACCGGCAUGGCCAGUUCCCAAGGAGCCUUCCCGCGUGGAGCUCUCAGCCGGAAGUCAAAAGACCCAAGAGCAUCGUCCGCUCCCGUGCGACGUCAUCCUUGAACGGGACCAGCCGUUGACGCUGCGCGAUGGGAUCCGCAUCCGCGUUGACAUCUUUCGGCCGAAGACGGACGAGAAGGUCCCCGCCAUUCUGAUGUGGUCGCCCUACGGAAAGACCGACACGGGCACUUUGAAUCUUCACGCAGUUCCUCUGCGGUGUGGCGUUCCCUUGAGCAAACUGUCGGGUUACGAGUCGUUUGAAGGACUCGACCCCGCUGAAUGGGUACCGAAAGGCUAUGCCAUCAUCAACGCGGACGCCAGAGGAUGUGGUGACUCUGAAGGCGACAUGAGGUCGUGGGGUACCCCAGAGGGCCAGGACGGCCACGACGCCAUUGAAAGCAUCGCGAAGCUGCCCUGGUGCACAGGCAAGGUCGCCAUGGCGGGCAACUCGUGGCUUGCGCUGUGUCAGUGGUACAUUGCCGCAGAGAGGCCGCCUCACCUGGCGUGUAUUGCCCCUCUGGAGGGUGCGAGCGAUCACAUGCGCGAGAGUCUAUGCCGCGGCGGGAUUCCGUCGAUUGGCUUCGGGUCAAUGAUUAACAAUGUCGUUCGCGGUCGUGGUCGACAAGAGAACAGCGUCGAGAUGCUGCUCAAGCACGGGCAGGGUCUCAGAGCGUACUGGGAUGACAAGAGGGCCCGCAUGGAUAGGAUCGAGGUCCCGGCCUACAUCUUGGGCAGCUAUUCGACAAUGCUUCACACCAUUGGAAGCUUCAGAGGCUUCGAGGAGAUCUCUCAUCAAAACAAAUGCCAAGAACGCACCGACGACUUGCAAAAGUUCUUUGACCGCUACAUGAAAGGCAUCGACAACGGAUGGGAAAAGACUUCGCCGGUAAGGUUGGCCGUGUUAGGUUACAAUAAGCCGCCCGCCAUCGACCUCCCCUUUAACUCCCUUCCUUGGCUAUCACCCAGCGCCACGAACACGAAACUCCAGCGUCUUUACUUGGGUGCCGACAAAACUCUGCAGCAAUCCAACGAUAACGGUGCUACAACUCUGGGCUACGAGGGCACGGAAACCGUGGUCUUCACGCACACGUUUUCCAAGUCCAUGAAGCUGUUAGGCCCAACCAAGCUCGUGGUCCACGUCUCUUGCCCCUCCGCCACAAACUUUGACGUCUACGCCCAGCUCCGAAAGCGAGAUGCCAGCGGAACAGACCUAGAGCAUGUGAAUAUUCCCUUCGAGUCACUGCCCGUGUCCGACCCCAAGGAGGUCCCCAACAUUAACCCGCUCAAGUAUCUGGGACCGAGCGGCAGGCUCCGCGCCUCCAAGCGCAAGGUCGCGCCGGAGCUGUCACCCAACUACUGGCAGACACUGGCCCACGAUGAAGACAUUGAGGUCAAGGCGGGGGAGAUAGUCCAGAUGGAGGUCUGGAUAUGGCCCACUGCCAUCCAGUUUGAUGCCGGGGAGCAGUUGGCGCUUAAGAUUACUGGCUCUGAUAGCCUGGUAUUGCCAGAGUUCGAGUUCCUGGCCGAGCAGCCGGCGGAUGCUGCUGCUCAGGUUGUGCAUUUUGGUGCAGAGUAUGAGAACUACUUGGAGGGGCAUUGGCAUGAUUGA
This is a messenger RNA of Colletotrichum fioriniae, 1701 nucleotides long. Lineage: Eukaryota; Fungi; Ascomycota; Sordariomycetes; Glomerellales; Glomerellaceae. The record is from RefSeq and is a predicted model, not a curated record.